GGGCGUGGUCUCGGCCGCGCGCCCCGCGGCCUCUGCGGCGCCGUUGGCCGUUGGCGCGGCUUCGGCGGUUGUCUUGGAGAAGCAAGAUGGCGGCGACGGCGGCCGCGGUGGCGGCGGAGGAGGACACGGAGCUGCGGGACCUGCUGGUGCAGACGCUGGAGGGCAGCGGGGUCCUGAACCGCAUCAAGGCUGAACUCCGAGCGGCCGUGUUCUUGGCGCUGGAGGAGCAAGAAAAAGUAGAGAACAAAACUCCUUUAGUCAACGAGAGCCUGAAGAAGUUUUUAAAUACGAAAGAUGGCCGGCUGGUGGCCAGUCUGGUGGCCGAGUUUCUCCAGUUCUUUCAUCUUGACUUCACCUUGGCCGUUUUCCAACCGGAAGCUAGCACAUUUCAAGGUCUGGAAGGUCGAGAGAAUUUAGCCCGGGACUUGGGCAUUAUUGAAGCGGAAGGCACUGUGGGCGGACCCUUGCUGUUGGAAGUGAUCCGGCGCUGUCAGCAGAAGGAGAGAGGGCCCGCCCGUGGGGAAGGUGCACCGGAUCUGGCUGAUGCGCAUUCUCCACCACCCUCGCCAGAAGGAAAGCUGAGCGCGCACACGGGCCCCAGUAAGAUACCAAGGUAUAAAGGACAAGGUAAGAAGAAGACAAGCGGGCGGAAGUCUGGUGCCAAGAAAGCCGGCAGUGGUGCUAGUCAGAGUGAUGCGAGCAUCUCCUCGUCAGAACCAAAGAGCAGAAGCAGUCUUCACUUACUGGCCCCGGACACAAAACUUGGACCUUUCUUAAGCAACAAGAGUCUAGAUGUCAAAGACAAAGCUGGCCUUUGUCCACACGAAGAUGACCUGGACGGAGAUUCUUUCUUUGACGAUCCCAUUCCUAAACCCGAAAAAACUUACGGUUGGAGAAGUGACCCUGGGAAGCCAGGAGGGAGCCUCACCUCGCUCGCCGACGCCCCAUCCUUGAAGAGUGGUCUCGGCUCCCUGCCGGGAGCCCCCUCCUUGAAAGACUCGGAAGGUAAAAGGGGAAACGCAGCUUUGAAAGAUCUGAAGGUGGUGAAUGAUAAAAUCGGAUCCCUUGGAUUAGGGGCUGGAGAAGACGAUGACUAUGUGGAUGACUUCAAUAGCACCAGCCAUCGCUCGGAGAGAAGCGAGCUGAGCAUCGGCGAGGAGAUCGAGGAGGACCUGUCCGCGGAGCUGGACGACGCCAACACCAGCGACAAGCUUGAGGACCUGACGCAGGACCUGACCGUGUCGCAGCUCAGCGACGUCGCCGACUACCUGGAAGACGUGGCCUUCACCUGAGGAAGGAGCGUCGCCACCGCCAGGACAGACGGAGACUCCACCCUCCGUUUUCCAGGCAGUCGUGGCCGGAGGUCUGCUCUGCUGGUGCCUUGUGUUCAGAACGACGGCAGAUAUUUUUAAAGAUUAACUUUUCAUUAACUAAACAGCCUUCCACUGGAGCCCACGCGUGGGAGAUUCCGUCUUAAUCUGGUUACCUGUCCGUUUCCCUCAGAAAGGAAUUCCGCUCGGAUGCCUGGCGAGGAGGCACCGUGAGACAGCAGUAUUGAGAGCGAAGCUGCAGGCCCCCGGCUCGCGGGCAGCGUGGCCUUGAUCUUCUAGGUCCCGCGUGGGCGGGGCGGGCGGGGCUGCGGUCGUGGCAGAAGGAAGGGCCGCCGGAGCCCAGGGUGAGACGCUUCCGUCCGUCCGGGAGGGGAUGUGACUGCUCUGGGUGCUGCCAGCUCUGCUCCUCCUAAAGAGCUGGGGGGAGGGGGGAGGGUUGUUGGUGCGGUUGUCACGGCGGUGGCGUGUCCCUGCUGUGUCCACGCGAGAAGCUAUCCUCGCAGGCCCUCUGAGAGCCCAGUUAUCACCUGUGACCCCAUCUUGAGACGUUCAGUUCCGAGGUGCGUCUGAGGCCCGCAGCGGUGCUUCCGUCCGGACCUGUGCUUGACGUUGGGUCCAGGUGGGGGAGAGGGGUGACGGUCUCAGACGUGUCCGGGGGCAGCUUCCUGCUGCAGUUCUUCCACUGUCACCGCAGAGCAAGCCCCCCCCCCCCCCCGGGGCGGCGCUGUGUUUACAGGGUCCCCGGUGCCCGUGGUACUACUGCACAGCGGGGUGACGCGUGCUGUGCUAGUUACAAGUGAAGCUGUGAUUGCGUGGUCAGUUUUGUACUUUUUUAUUUCAAUUAAAUUAUGGCUUUUAUUGAAAGUCACCUUUCCUAGUGAGAGGA
Eptesicus fuscus (big brown bat) is the source of this 2217-nucleotide messenger RNA. RefSeq names its product centrosomal protein 43 (gene CEP43). Gene Ontology annotation, biological process: microtubule anchoring. The transcript is spliced from 13 exons. Gene Ontology annotation, cellular component: centrosome. The record is from RefSeq and is a predicted model, not a curated record. Bases 87 to 1292 code for a protein of 401 amino acids. Gene Ontology annotation, molecular function: protein binding. Lineage: Eukaryota; Metazoa; Chordata; Mammalia; Chiroptera; Vespertilionidae.